AUGAAGAUUAUGGGGCGGCAGGUUUCCUUAGAGCCAGCUAAGCGCUUCGCUAAAUCGUGCCUUAAGGGAGGGGGAAAAAAUAAAACGCAUCCUCUGCUCGUGCUCCUUGGCACCGCCGAUGGUCAGUCGAAGCUGACCUCCGAGCAGAAUGCCAUCAGCCUCUCCCCUGGAAAGUACCGCCACUUCGACCGUGCCACCAACAAAGAGCUGAUCUGCGACAAAUGUCCCGCAGGAACCUACGUGUCUAAGCAUUGUACGAAGAGUACCUUAAGAGAGUGCAGCCCUUGCCCGGAUGGGACCUUUACUAAGCAUGAGAAUGGCAUAGAGCGGUGCCACCCUUGUAGAAAACCCUGUGAACUGCCAAUGAUUGAGAAAACUCAUUGUACUGCCUUGACUGACCGCGAGUGCACUUGCCUGUCUGGUACGUUUCAGACGAACGAUACCUGCGUCCCUUACACGGUGUGCCCGGUCGGCUGGGGCGUCCGCAAGAAAGGAACCGAGACGGAAGACGUUAGGUGCAAGCCGUGCCCUCGUGGUACCUUUUCUGAUGUGCCUUCUAGUGUGAUGAAGUGCAAAACAUACACUGACUGCUUUGGGAAAAACAUGGUGGUCAUCAAACCAGGGACGAAGGAGAGUGACAAUGUCUGUGGUUCUCCAGCAUCUCUUCCGAACACGUCUUUGACUUUGUCAAGCACCGAAGUGGGUGAAGAGCCCUACGAAGUUCCACCAACCGCUCCUCUUCCCAAAGGUUUGAACUCUUCAGUUCCCGAUUUUGUUCCCUCUCCCGUGCCACGCACAUCCAGUGGCACGGCGAAGCCAGCUGGCUACUACAACGAAACCUCAGCCAACGAGACGGACGGUGCCGGUGGGACCUUCGUGGGCUCCAGUGCUGCUGGUGAGGCACAGAGCUACCGGCACAAGCAGAGCAGCCAAGCGCUGGAGAAGCAGCCGUCACUGGAGAUGUCAGGGAGCGAGAAGUCCAGCGUCCCAUACAGGCCCCCCCGGCGAGGUCCACAGAACGUCCACCAGCACUUUGACAUCAACGAACACUUGCCGUGGAUGAUCGUCCUCUUCCUCCUGCUGGUCCUGGUGGUUAUCGUUGUCUGCAGUGUCAGGAAGAGCUCACGGACUCUGAAGAAGGGACCCAGGCAAGAUCCCAGUGCCAUUGUGGAAAAAGCUAUUAUGAAAAAGUCCACCACCCCUACGCAGAACAGGGAGAAGUGGAUCUAUUACUGCAAUGGACAUGGCAUCGACAUCCUGAAGCUGGUGGCAGCCCAGGGGGGGAGCCAGUGGAAAGACAUCUACCUUAUCAGCGCCCUCCGCCAGCACCGCCGCAACGACGUGGUGGAGAAGAUACGAGGCCUGAUGGAGGACACCACGCCGGUGCAAAUGCAGCCUCAGUGGCAAGCACAGGACCCCUGCAACGACGAUGGAAAGCUGGAAGGUGACAGACUGGCGCUGCCGGUAAGUCCCAGCCCGCUCAGCCCUGCGCCCACCCCCAGCCCCAAGCCCCCCGAGGCGGCCGUCCUCACCGUGGAGCCCUCUCCUUCGGAGAAGAAAUGCUUCUUCGUCGAUGAAGCGGAGCCCCUCCUGCGGUGCGACUCGACCUCCAGCGGCUCCUCCGCGCCCAGCCGGACAGGCUCUUUUAUUACCAAAGAAAAGAAAGACACCGUCCUGCGCCAGGUGCGCUUGGACCCUUGCGACCUGCAGCCCAUCUUCGACGACAUGCUGCACAUCCUCAACCCUGAGGAGCUCCACGUGAUAGAGGAGAUCCCACAGGCCGAAGACAAGCUGGACAGGCUAUUUGAGAUCGCCGGAGUCAAGAGCCAGGAAGCCAGCCAGACCCUCCUGGACUCUGUCUAUAGCCACCUUCCCGACUUACUGUAGGCACUGGGUCACCACACACUCUCUGAAUAUCUGCUAGAGCUAGCUUGGCACUUGUUAAGAUGACUGACAAUAUGCGGGCAGGUUUUGUUGUAGAAUUUAUGGCCAGUAUUUUCGUUGAGGUGUCUUUGGUUUCUGGAGGGGGGGCAGUUUGCCAGCGUUGCACCCCUCCACCUUAACUCUGUUGCUCAGUCCAAGUCUUUGCACCCUCUGCCCCCUUCCUGAGCAUCUCUUCUCCUUGUUCUCAUUCCGAUCAGAUCAGUUGAUGCACUUUAAAAAAAAAAAAAAAAAAAAAAAAAAAAAGCAGUGAAAGAACUAAAAGACCACGAAUCUGGUGUAAUUUAACACAUCGAAUUGGGGAUUGCUCUGUAACCCACUUCUUCUGUCAAAGCUGUCGCUCGGAGUGACCAUCUCCCACCACCUCCCUUCGCCUCGGAGCGGUAAAUGGCAAAACCACACAAAAAAACCCAAAACCCUUAAUCGUUGCUGGUUACCAUCUCUUAACGCAGCUAAGCUUCCCACCUGAGCUGACUUUUUUUUUUAAUGUACUAUUGUAUAGCUCAUAUCCAUUGCUGAGCUUUUACUAGCACGGUUAUUUAUUGUACGGUUUUCAGCCGGACAAUGCAUCGCGCUCCUAUAAGCUAAAGCAGAAGUGCUUUAAACGCAAAGAAAAGGGUCAGUCCCACCAACCUUCGAGGCGAUGAAAAGGUCCUUUGCCUUCAGUUGAAUGUAAGGAGUUUUACCUUGCCUUGCUGCUUGCGGGAACGGCGGGGCCCCGAGGGGAGCCGGUGCUGGACGUGGGGGGGCGAAGGCUGCCGCCGGGGCUCCUGCUCUCCUUGUGGUGUAAGACUUAAACCAAGCUACGCUUUUACACUCGUGUCUCUUGUUUUUUAUACAGAUGUGGCCGAUAGGUUCUCCAAAGACCUUACCCGGUCUUAAUAGUCUCUUCAAAUCACACUUCACUUUUUAUUUAAAGAAAAAAAAAAAAGGGGGGGGGGGGGGCUGCAUCAUAAGUCUGUCUGAUUAUAUUUGCAACUAUUAUGCUCCCGUAACAAACAGUCUGUACUAUGCUCAAUUUGAAGAAAUCAUGAUAUGAGGGUGGCGUGUGCUGCCCCGUGGGAA
Messenger RNA from Egretta garzetta (little egret), 3006 nucleotides. RefSeq names its product TNF receptor superfamily member 21 (gene TNFRSF21). Gene Ontology annotation, biological process: humoral immune response; adaptive immune response; negative regulation of B cell proliferation. Lineage: Eukaryota; Metazoa; Chordata; Aves; Pelecaniformes; Ardeidae. Gene Ontology annotation, molecular function: protein binding. The record is from RefSeq and is a predicted model, not a curated record.